UCUCUCCCUGCCUCGCUCCUCUCCUCCUCCACACGCACAAAACGCUCUGUCAUGGCGUCUUCCAACCAUGUUACCCCCACCAACUGUAGCUGGUGGCCCAUCUCAGCCAUGGACGAGGACGGUAAAAUCACAGACGGGGAGGAGAGCGAGGAACCGACGGCAGAGCCCAAACCCUUCAGUAAAGACAGGCUGGUUCUUUACCACUGGACGCAGUCGUUCGCCUCCCAGAAGGUUCGUCUCGUCAUCGGUGAGAAGGGCCUGAUCUGCGAGGAGAGGGACGUGAGCUUGCCGCUGCAGGAGCACAAGGAGCCGUGGUUCAUGAGGCUGAACCUGGGCGAGGAGGUGCCCGUCUUCCUCCACGGCGACACCAUCAUCAGCGACUACAACCAGAUCAUAGAUUACCUGGAGAAAAACUUUGUGGGAGACGCAGUGGCUCCGCUGAUUCCUGAGGCUGAAUCGCCCCUCCACGAUCGCGUGCAGCAGUACCGUCAGCUUCUGGAUGGACUGCCCAUGGACGCUUACACGCACGGCUGCAUCCUCCAUCCAGAGCUCACCAUCGACUCUAUGAUCCCAAAGUACGCCACCGCAGAAAUACGGAGACACUUGGCCAACGCUGCGACGGAGCUGAUGAAGUUGGACCACGAGGAGCCUCAGCUGACAGAACCGUACCUGUCCAAGCAGAAAAAGCUCAUG
This is a messenger RNA of Paralichthys olivaceus (Japanese flounder), 693 nucleotides long. Lineage: Eukaryota; Metazoa; Chordata; Actinopteri; Pleuronectiformes; Paralichthyidae. The record is from RefSeq and is a predicted model, not a curated record.